Messenger RNA from Haliotis rufescens (red abalone), 3723 nucleotides. Its product is annotated as solute carrier organic anion transporter family member 4C1-like. Gene Ontology annotation, cellular component: membrane. The coding region runs from base 67 to 2076 and encodes 669 amino acids. Gene Ontology annotation, biological process: sodium-independent organic anion transport; transmembrane transport. Gene Ontology annotation, molecular function: protein binding. The transcript has 14 exons. NCBI's taxonomy places the organism in Eukaryota, Metazoa, Mollusca, Gastropoda, Lepetellida, Haliotidae. The record is from RefSeq and is a predicted model, not a curated record.
GAGAUGACUGAUGAUUAACAGCGGCCUCCGUGGACGCACACCCGUGCAGUAAAGCUCCCCUACGCAAUGGAAAGCUCUAAGAAGGCCGAGGAAGCAGCUACAGACCGAACAGGGAACACCACCAACCGCCAGGAGGAACCUCAACAAUCUAAACAGGAAGACGAUUCUUGUCUGUAUGGUUGGGGAUCAUUCAAGCCCAGAUGUCUGCAGCCGAUGAAUACCUUGCCGUGGUUCACAGCGUGGUCGGUGGUGUUCAUAUUGGCGUGGUCGUCGUGUUCACUAGGCCCCGGCAUCCCGCACAUAGAGAAGCAGUUUGGUCUGACCAGCAAGAUGACCGCUGUGUUGACCAGCUGCCUGGACAUCGGCGGAGUCAGUAUAAUGCUGUUCGUCAGCUUCAUUGGCACCAGGUACAACAUGGCUAAAGGGCUCGCUAUCGGAGCAUUCGUCAAUGCUAUCGGAGCCUUAGUCUUCUGUAUCCCACACUUCUUCUAUGAGGCACCUAAGUUUGAAAACGUUGAAAAUGCCUCCAAUGCUGAUAUUUGUCCACUGAGCGCUAUCAGUACAGCCGUCAACGACAGCUCGCCAACCAGCGUCCUCUACACUACAUACGCCUUCAUGGUCGUGGGCGAUUUACUGAGGGGGUUUGGAACAACGGUCAUCUUCACGCUGGGAACCGCCUAUAUCGACGAGAAUGGCAAAUAUCCUUUGUCAACGCUCUUUAUAACUGUGACGUACGCAGCCUCGGAGAUUGGUGGCUCAGCCAACGCCGUCCUAAGCGGCUACAUCAUGGACAACGUCUACGUGGACUUCGACAAGGUGGACCAAUCUCAAAUUCCAGACCCUAAAGACCCGAACUGGAUUGGUGCUUGGUGGCUGAAUUUCACGUACGCGACCGGGCUCUUUCUUUUGACAGUCGUACCCUUAUAUGGUUACCCUAAAAGAUUGCCAGGUAACCAGGGCAACUCAGGCCCCGAGAAUGACAAAGAGGACAAGGUAGUGGUAAGCGGAAAUACACUCCGUGAAAUGAUCAAGAACUUGCUUCGAGAUUUCGCAAAUGCAGCCCGGCGACUCCUUUUCAACCUUGAAUUCGUCCUUCUCAGCGUAGCCUCGGCUGUCUCCACGUGUGCUGCUAUAGGAAUCGGGGUCUUCUCAUACAAGUUUCUCACUAUGCAGUACGAUGUCAACUUCCAAGUCGCCGGGUACAUAUCAGGUACCAAGUCAGCUUUAUCAGGGUUGGGCUACAUUGCUGGCAGUGCUGUAAUCCGGAGAUUCAACUUACACGCUCUGGGUAUUGAACGUCUGAGCUUUGGCCUGUCCUUGGCCUCCGCCAUCAUGAGCAUAGGGCUGCUGGCCAGAUGUCCUAAUGUCCAGCUUGCAGGAGUGGAAGUCCCCUACCUGGGAGAGAACGCAACAAACGGUCUUUUGGCGGAGUGCCAACGUUCUUGCCAAUGUCAAGGCCACCCCUUCAAUCCAGUUUGUGGAGCAGACGACAUUGUGUACUACUCUCCGUGUCAUGCUGGUUGUACAGAUAUGAUGGUCAAUGGGUCGGACCGGUCAUUCACCAACUGCAGCUGCAUUCAACAUCAAGCUGAGUCCAGCUCUGACCUUGACCCUACAGCCAGAUCCGGGCAGUGUGAAACUGGCUGCUAUGGCGUCUACAUAUCAACGCCGUUUACCUUCCUCAUGACGCUCUUUAUGGUUAUCAGCAUCUCGAACGAGUCGAUAGCCACCCUAAGAUGUGUGGAUCAGGAUCUGCGUCCGUUUGCCCUCGGGGUGCAGUGGGUGAUCAUGCGUCUUCUUGGUAACAUUCCUUCUCCUGUGUUCAUCGGUGCCAUCUUGGACGCUAUCUGCCUGGUGUGGAGUGACCCGGUGCCAGGGGUGGGAACUCGGUAUUGCCAGGUGUAUGACAAGGAGAAGCUAGCUUACGGAUUUUGUUUCACAUGGCUGUCCGCGAACCUCUUGAGCGCAUUUUUGUUCUUAAUGGCGUCCUUCGUCAAUGUACGACGGAACAAAACAAAGGAAAUGAGCGCAGAAAGGGAGACUGGCCCACAAAAAGAUGAAGACACGAGACUAUGAGACGGAUUUUGUCAUCAUCAUAAUAUAUAUGGAAAAUACUUAUCAUCCUUAUGUGAAUUGUUUUACAAAAUUAAGACUUCGAACAUGUGAAGGGUUUUGAAGAUGUGGAACGUUGUUUGAAUACUAGCAUACACAUCUGUGAUUGGUAUUUACUUAAGGAUAGACCAGAAGCAGUUGUAGUUUCCAAAAUAAAUUUAUUCCAAAAUGCUAUAUGAAAGGCUAUGUCUAUUUUGUCCCUUUGCAACCUCUAUAGUCUCUAUUUCAUAAACGUUUCAGAUCAAUGUUUCAAAUUUUCAUCUACAUCCGGAAUCGGCUGUAACGUAAACUUAUGUGAUGUACAAGGAAGUAUGUGGCGUACACUGGGGUAGUUUCUCUUUACAAUGUUUCUGUACAGCAAAAGUAAAACUUUGUACUUAGUAGUGCUUAUAUCAUUCUUAACAUAGGCGAAGAUUUCGCUCUUGUCUUUGUCCUGCAUUGCACAUGUCUUUGUUUUAUUUCCAUACGUUCCUUUUUCCGCCAUUGUAUUGCUGUGGUCCAGUCUAAGGAAUGGGUUAGAAUCCCCCACGUGGUAACGAACUCCUUGUUCUUCUAAGACCGAUACUGCUUCACUGUUGCUAAACUAACGUAGAACUCUUGCUCUUUAUUAAAGUUUUCUUUAUGCCAUUGUUGUUUGGCAUGACAAGUCAAAGGAUUACUUCCCUUCUCCUAUUGGUCUACCUGGAAGUGUGUAGUUUUAUUACUAAAAGCGGUUAACAAGAAAAUAAUUAGAGACUCUUCUCAAAAUCAUAAUUCCACAUGACCGUGCUUGAUCGAUUGACUCUUGAGGGAAAAGCCGAACAAUUAUCAUUUUAUCACACAGUCUGCUCCGGACAUCCAGCAUGUUCAACAAUUAAUGGUUUGGGUAAAACCUAAUUUCCCCGAAUCUUCUAGAACCCAUGUAUUUGUUUAUAAAUAACCAUCCCAGGCGUGUAUGUCCAGUUAGACUUGGCGAAAUCUCACUCCGCUAGUUCUUGCUGCAAUAUGUCUGCAAAGGAGUUGUCCUGUUUUACAGGGAUCUAUUGUGUACAGACAUCGUGCAUUAACACCAGGCUUUGUACAUAAACUCCAGACAGGUAAACUAUUGAACAUGAACGUGAGACAUCGUACAUGAUCAACAGACAUCGUACGUGAACGUCAGACAUCGUACAUGGACGUCAGACAUCGUACAUCGACGUAAGACAUCGUACACGAACGUCAGACACCAUACAUGGACCAUACAACGACAGACAUCGGGUAUGAACAUCAGACGUGUAUGAACGUCAGACAUCGUACAUCAGAUGUGUAUGAACGUCAGACGUCGUGUGUGAAGGUCAGACAUCUUGCAUCAGACAUCGAAUAUGGACGUCAGACAUCGUACAUCAGACGUGUAUGAACGUCAGACGUCGUGUGUGAACGUCAGACAUCGUACAGGACAUGAGACAUCGUACAUGAACACAUGAACACCAUGUUCUCAGAUGAAUGCUAAAGUGUUUACGUUCGAAACUUCUAAACUGAGAAAGUGAGCCUGCUUACCCAAACCAUUUCAGUUUGACAAGCAUGGGUUACUGCAUCUUCCCAAGGCAAGAGAGUUAACUGACUUUAAAAGUCCAGUUUCCACCCUUGCCGAAC